Molecule: messenger RNA, 1810 nt
Organism: Notothenia coriiceps (black rockcod)
Lineage: Eukaryota; Metazoa; Chordata; Actinopteri; Perciformes; Nototheniidae
Gene: chrac1
Product: chromatin accessibility complex subunit 1
Exons: 3
Coding region: 66-440 (124 amino acids)
Biological process (GO): DNA-templated DNA replication; chromatin remodeling
Cellular component (GO): CHRAC; nucleus
Molecular function (GO): protein heterodimerization activity
Source: RefSeq, a predicted model, not a curated record
AGAAGAAGAAACUCGUCACUGUUCAAAACAAAAAGUUCCGCCUGUCGGUCUGGCGCCGUGUUUUCAUGAAGAUGUCUCAAAAUACUCCUGACAAAGGCGAUGACCAAACGUCCACCAACAAAAAAUCCCUUUCCCUCCCGACCUCCAGGGUGAAGCUGAUAAUGAAGAGCUCCCCGGAUGUCUCCUGCAUCAACCACGACGCGCUGUUUCUCACCACCAAGGCUACAGAGCUGUUUGUGCAGCACCUGGCUGUGUCUUCAUAUACCAACAGAGCAGAGAAAGACACCAAAUCUCUUUCAUACACCGACCUGGCUAACACCGCAGAGGAGAACGACACUUUCCAGUUUCUCACAGAUAUCCUACCAAAGAAGAUCUUGGCUGGAGAUUACCUCAAAUCUUUGGAGCAAUUGCAAGAAGAUGACAACGACGGUGACUUUUAAAGGGAACACUGGCUGCAUUUCACGUCUGGACAAAUGUUAUCAAAUGCGCACAUCCUGUCAUUUAUUGAGGGCACUGCAAUGCUUUUAAAAUACAUUGACAGAGUUAAGUUGUAGGGCUCAAGAAAGACGUUAGAGCACAUGGGACUGAAACUACAGCCACUAAGGGCAAAUGUGAAAUCAAGUGAAGACUCAAGAGUUCACGUUCAUAUACUAGAACACAGAGGAACACUGGAGCUUUAAUGUCUAAGAUAAAUACUUGAUGCCAUAAAUCUAGAAUUUAACAAUGGCCAAAACAAAGCAUACUUAGAUAAAGCAUAAUGCAAUCAGUACUCAAGAUUUUGAAAAUUUUAGUAUUUCAGAACAAUUUUCUUGAAGGUUUUCUGGUAGCAAUGUCUUACACAUUUAGUGCUUGUUUUGCAUGUGUAACGUUUAGGAGGAGGGAAGUGAUAUACAAGAUAACAACUUGCAGGCCUGUAUGGGCUCACUCCAUGCAACAGACCAACACAUAUUGGAAAUCCAUUCCACACAGCUGGUGCACAGAUGUCUCCGUUAUCACCGCAUUUAAUAUAUGACCGAGUGACUUUUAAGAUGCCAUCAAACAUUGAUUUCAAACAAGUGAAAUAUGCUGAUGUUCCUGAUUCAAAGUUAUAAAUAAAAGCUAUUUUUUUUAAAGAUAUUGUCCAUGUAUUAGUAACGGGCAGUUUAUCAUAAAUACUUGAAAGUAAAAAAUACACAUGCCGCUUUUUUUUUCUUCACACUAUAUAAUAUGUGAAUAUUUAAAGUGUAUAUAACACAUUCUCCUCAUUCAUUUGCUCAUGAAUUGUUUGGAUUUGAUUUUAAAAUAAAGAUUCAGACCAUCUGAUCAUUUAUGUUGCAUUGCAUGUAUUUACACCACAACCUUGUAGGGUAUGAAAAUGCUUUUAUUAAUGUUGAAUGAGGAUUUAAACAGGUCUGUAACAAGGUGCUCAAGGGACUAACCGUUUUACUAGACGCUGUUAGCAAGACCAUGAAAUCUUGUGCAAACUGGAAUACAACAAACUAUUUAACAGCUACGUACAUGUUCCUCAUAUCGGAUGGUGUGAGGUUUAGUCUCCUUUAUACUGAUUUUACCUUUAAGUGUAUUAAUGACAUAAGGUGCAUAUUUGGUCGACAUACAGUCUAAAAUGAUCCUGGGGAUGCAUGCAUUUGCUACAUUGUUAAACAAUACAUGAACACAUAAAUAGAGGCAACCAAUCCUUGUCAGUGUUGGAUGAGCUUGUUCAGUCGAAACUGCAUGUUAAGCAAAGUGUUCUCUAAAGUAGAAAAGUGAUUCUCCAGGAUGUUUGCCAUGUGCUCUCUCCCGUGUAUGGCGUCCCUUGUGUUGGCAAGAU